This is a messenger RNA of Schistosoma intercalatum, 494 nucleotides long. The record is from the annotation of a GenBank genome assembly. Lineage: Eukaryota; Metazoa; Platyhelminthes; Trematoda; Strigeidida; Schistosomatidae.
AUGAAAUUGAAAAGUCCUUCAACAAGUUACAUCUCUACUGAUCCAGUAGUAAUAGAGACAUUGAAAAGAGCACAAGAAUUACAUUUGGACAUGAAUUCAAAAAAACAUACUAGUCAUUCAAAUAAAUUAUCCUUUUUUAUACAUAAACAUUCUAGUAAUAAACCAUCAUCAACAAGAAAAUAUUCUUUGUCAAUACCAUCAAAGUUGAGUGAUACAACGGGUCAAAAUAUUUCAAAAAAUUUGGAUACAUCACAAAAUCACCAACAAAUUGAAGCUGGUUUGUCGUCUCCCACAGAAGGUUGUUACUGAUGGUAUCCGGACAAUGGAUGUUGAGUAUCUUGCGUAGACAACUAUUUAUAAAUACUUGUACCUUCUGGAUGAUGGUUGUAGUAGUUCUCUACGUUUCAGCUCCGUAUAGUAGGACUGUCUUGACGUUGGUAUUGAAGAUUGUGACUUUGAUAUUGGUUGAGUUGUUUUGAGUUCCAUAUGUUCUU